AUGUCACCAUUACCAAAAAUCACCGAAAUCACAGGGCAUGUCACAGAUGCCAUUGAUAUUACCCAAGUUGAACUCACACUUUUGGAAACGCUCACAUAUGGCUUCUUCGCCCCAUUGGGAAUCAUAUGUAUGAUUUUCAUUAUUUCCUCGUGGAUGGCGAUACUCCUUGUCGCCAUUUAUGAUGCAAUAGAGAAUUGGGGAUGUAGCUGGUUGGCAGUAAGCGAGAGAAGACCGACGUCGAAACUAACGAACGCGAACGUAUAUCUCAUUUCAGAUGAUGAGAGAGCGACAAGCCCACUUUUGGAUGUCAAAAAAUGGUCGGAGGAUGUAGGAGAGGGAGAGGACUUUUUCAGCAGCAAUGGAUUGCCGAAUUACGGAACGAUAACACAGAUGCAGAGACAUGAGACUGAUGAUGUUUGGGAAAGCACAGCAGCGUCUAAAGAGAUGACAAGAAAGUCUUCAAGUACCUAUCAAAUAUAG
Messenger RNA from Botrytis deweyae, 480 nucleotides. RefSeq lists its product as uncharacterized. The record is from RefSeq and is a predicted model, not a curated record. Bases 1 to 480 code for a protein of 159 amino acids. The transcript has a single exon. Lineage: Eukaryota; Fungi; Ascomycota; Leotiomycetes; Helotiales; Sclerotiniaceae.